CACCAUUCGUCUUUACACUCUUUCCUUUUCAUCUCACAUGGCGAUAUACUCCAUUUUCUAGCAUAGGUUAUAUCGCUUCCUGACACUCAGCUUCUCAUCCGUCUAUCCCUGCCAAAGACUGAGUCGCAAGUUUGCGCUGCCAAGCAGCCAUGUCUUCGCCGAUUCGCCCUCAGUUUUUCUGUACUCGCCCAAAUGGCACCCUCACCCCCCUGGUUGCUGUCGACGAGCUGCCCUCACAUAUCUCAAUUCGCGGUGCUCCCCGUACCCUCUCGCCAAGCGAAACUCAAGGCAUGACUAGUCUGGGAACUGUCAGCUCUAGAUUGCAAUUCUAUGCUCUCGAAGGCGCUCUCUCAAAUACAACUCGCGCGUCAUCCGGUAACGCACCUGGACAUCGCUCCCGCGACACUGAUGUGCAGGUGACGCUUAUGAGUCUCGCUUCCGAUGAAAACAUACCAGUGAGUCAGAGAGUUGCUAUCAGUGCGCUACUGCAACAUGGUCUAUCUCAGAACUGGUUUGCGACACCUCCAUCAUCUAGCGGCUGGCUGGUCUCAAGCAGCAAUGUGAAUCACCCAGGAAACUGUACUGCUAGACAGAGCCCCCACUACAACUCGAAGAAAGAGUAUUGCUCUUACUGGAUCCGUCAUGGCGAAUGCGACUAUCAGCAACAAGGUUGUCUCUACAAGCAUGAAAUGCCUCACGAUUUGUCCAUGCUAGAGAAGCUUGGUCUGCGCGACAUCCCUCGCUGGUACCGCGAUAAGUACAAUAUCCCCAGCCUACUUCCCAAUGGACAUGGACAUACUCGUACCCCCCUUAACCAUACACUCCCUGCACCCGAUGGUGGUUCCUAUAAAUCGCUUCCGUAUCACCCGCGCUUGGGUAUGAAUGAAGCCCCUGAAGCGCCUGAGAUAAAGAAGGAACCUGAACAGGAAUUUGCUGCAAACCAGCUCUCCAUUCAGCAAUCUCCAUCGGGAUUCCCUGGUGCCUCAAGACUCGCUCUGCCGGCUAUGGACGUAGCGAAGGCUUCUAGGACUCAGAGGGUAGAGCCGAAGCACACUUCCAGCUCCAAGAAUCUGGCUCUCAGGAAGCUUGAUCUUCUGUCUUUUGACCCGCUCCCGGAGUUUGAAUACUCAUCUUUGAGGCCUGCCAAUGGAAACAACUCGCCUGCUUUUGAUCAUUCACACGCGCAGAACAAUACUGCUUACAAGAACGCUGUCACCGAUCCGUUCGAAGGCCACUGCAGAGAUUCGCGUGCAAGUUUCGGCAGUAUCCAACCUUUCUUACCUGCCUCUCUUGGUAUCAAUCCGUGCCAGGGUUCAAGUAUCUUACGGGAUGCUGCAUCUCAGGGACGUUCCAAGAAGACGCAUAGGUCCCGUCGUUUGUAUCAACCUCGAUCACAGUUUCCAACGGAAGACCCAAGCUCUGAGAUGGAAGAAAAAGUCGCUGGGGCGAGUUAUUCUAGCCAGGCCACUCUUCCGUCGAACUGUACAUCGCCUGCCUCAAGGGUCACAUUCGGGGCUUUCGGAUCUCUCCAGGCGCAGGUUUCCCUGGGUCUCAUGCAUGGAUGUGCCGCAUCCGAGCCGCCUACUCGAGAUGCUUCCCCUUCUACACACUCUAGUACUGCUUCGUCUGAGUCCAGCCCUGGAAAGCGUCGCAAUCACGUCAAAGGCAAGAGCCACAAGCCCAAUUCCGGCACCAUUGGUCAGAAGGUUUAUCGCCAACGCUCUGUCGGAUCUUCCGAAGAUGAAUUUUUCGGCGGCUUGUCCAUGGAAGAGGAGAAGUAAAUAGAGACCGGAGGGUGCUCACAUGUUUAUGGUCCGAGGCUUUCUUCUACUUGAUCAAGAACCAGCUAUUUUGCUAACCCCCCAUCACACAUAAAUAUGCGACUUUGCGGCUUUUCCAGGUGCUACGAUGCAAAAUACUAUGAUAUGCUACACGGGAUCUCCUUUGCGGAAUAAAUAUACCUAAAAGGAACGAAGGCCUCCCCACUUGACUUGACGUUGACGUUGGAAUGAGAAAAAAAACGGAAGUUCUGUUCGC
Messenger RNA from Aspergillus uvarum CBS 121591, 2037 nucleotides. RefSeq lists its product as uncharacterized. Gene Ontology annotation, molecular function: metal ion binding. The coding region runs from base 150 to 1781 and encodes 543 amino acids. The transcript is spliced from 3 exons. The record is from RefSeq and is a predicted model, not a curated record. Lineage: Eukaryota; Fungi; Ascomycota; Eurotiomycetes; Eurotiales; Aspergillaceae.